CCGCGCAGUCCCUCGCUGCUAUGCUCGUUCUCAAGCUCUACGAACAACAGCCUGCCACGCCUUAAAUAUCCUCACACUAUCUGUACUAUAUCCUCCAUGCAUACCGCCUUGCUUUGUACAAUCCAUUCCACUCACUUUUCUGCCCUGUUAUUUUGCACAAUCACCCCCUUUUCCUGUCCUUACGCGUUUGAACAAUCGAUCUAUUGUACAUCAUCUUCUUGUUUUUUUUUUUUUCAUCUUCCUAUUAUUCUUAUAAGGCAACAUUCACCUUCUUUUGCUUGUUUUUUUUUUUCUAUUUGAUGGUGUGACCUACACCAUUUCCAAAAAGUCAAAAAUACUUCAUUUUGUACAUAACUUUCUUUAUCAGAACCCUAACUUUUUUUCUUCUGAGAAUCUGGUUGCUAUAUCCCCUCCGCCAAAAAAGAAAAAAAAAAAGCACAACAGCGCACUCAUACCAGUCAGUUUCUACUUUACCUUCUUACUUUCAUUUUGUUAACUGUGUUAUAUU
Molecule: messenger RNA, 508 nt
Organism: Umbelopsis ramanniana AG
Lineage: Eukaryota; Fungi; Mucoromycota; Umbelopsidomycetes; Umbelopsidales; Umbelopsidaceae
Exons: 1
Coding region: 97-300 (67 amino acids)
Source: RefSeq, a predicted model, not a curated record